Molecule: messenger RNA, 2991 nt
Organism: Anopheles coluzzii
Lineage: Eukaryota; Metazoa; Arthropoda; Insecta; Diptera; Culicidae
Exons: 8
Coding region: 948-2954 (668 amino acids)
Biological process (GO): protein deubiquitination
Molecular function (GO): cysteine-type deubiquitinase activity
Source: RefSeq, a predicted model, not a curated record
GUGGGUAUAAACACCAACGACCAUUACUCAAAUCUCACUUGCUUCAGUGCUGGUGAUUUCUGUUGGAGUUUAGUAUUUAAACAAUCGUAUCGCCGUUCUAGUUCUAGCGAUGCAUAACUUCAAUGCGAAACCAUACAACAGUACAGAGGAAAUGAGAAAGCUCUCCUCCAAGCGAUGAAGCUCAACUGGUUGGGGUAUCCCACCAACAGAGAGCGCCACCAGCUUUUUCACUAUUUUUAGAAUGCAUGAGUCGUUUGCCGUCUGCUAAACGAAGUCUUUCUAUAUUCCGUUUAGGUAGAGAACUUGAGUCGUUUAGAAGCCGUUUAGUGGUCGUUUAGUGGAUUUGUGGCACUUGGGAUGCUUGUUAUUGAGUCAUUCGAGUUGACGACUGUACCACGGGACCGCCCCAGACUUUGAAAUAUGCUUCAACUAAAAAAAUAUGCAUAUUAUGUAUAUUUAACAUGUAUAUUUAAAUGCAUAAACAUGAGAUACCCCGACGCCAGUCUUCCAAGAAGGCCACAUUUCGGCAUACAUGUUUUUUUGAAUCGCAAACAAAUCCUCAAUUUCUGUUAUUUCUAGUACUAGUCGAGCAGAUAUCGAAUUAAAAUUGAUUAUAACUUUCACAAGGAGAAUCAGCUCGAAAACAAGAAAAGUAGUGCUCGAAAAUGUCACUUGGGUCAGCUAGUUUUUUGGGACCAGUUGAAGCGGUGCCAUGCAGCAAAAUUGUGCGUAAAAAAGCUGAGACCAUUACCUCUGUUGUGUAUCUCUUUUCAGCUGAAAUGUUGCCAUUCUUCGCAGUUGCAAAACGGAACGCGUUCCAGCGUGAAUUGUGGUGUCACUUCUGCGUAGCGUGAUAGAAUCGUACCUAAAAGUGGGAAACUCUUCUGAUCGGAUUACGCAUUUUUCGCUGUGGAGUGGUCAGUUUAACGAAAUCACAAGUUAGCAUCAUGAGUGAGAAUCGUGGGUUUGGUUUCGGGUGUCGAGAAGCCCCGGAUAUUUGCGACAAGUUUUUGGAAAACCAUGGAUACUACCGCAAACACACAGCAUUAGAUUCGUCCUCGCUGUUCCGCGUCGUCUCCGAACAGCAGUACAGCAUCCAGUUACACCACGAGGAAGUCCGCAAGCAAUGUGUAAACUACAUGCGCGCCAAUAGAGCGCAAUUUAAAAAGGAUAUCAAGUGGGACUUUGAAGGGUAUUUGGAAAAUAUGAGUCGGCUGAAAACGCACGGUACCCUGGUGGAACUGAAAGCCUUGGCGCAUCUUCACAAAGCCAAUGUUCGCUUGUUCGAACCGUUUGCCGAUGGAAAAUGGUUCCUGCAGAAUGAUUCGUACGAUAAUCUUUGGAGAGUGUUUAUCGGGCGUAAUAAUCAUUUCGAUUCGAUUUAUACCAUGGACCACAUUACUAAUAUGGCCGAAUGCCAGGCGAUAGUGUACGACAUACUGUACACGAAGGUGUUGCUAAUGCCUGACGUGCAGUAUGCGGUUGAGCGGAUGCUGCACGAUCCUGAAGAUCACAGGAUCACGUACGACGAAGACGAGCAGGGUAGCAAAGUCGUCACAACAGAAGAUGGCCGACAAAUGAAGCUGAGCGCGGCUAGCGAAACGGAAUGCGUGCUGAAGAAUUCGCAGCUGUGUCAUUUCCAUAACAUAACAAACUUUGAUGCGAUUCAGCAGUUCUUCGCCAUCCAUGGUUCGGCCGAGGGCUACCGUGUGUACGUUGGGCUGAACGUGCGUCAGGGUGUAAGGAAGCCGAAUCCGUUGCUGGAGGACCAAAACUUGUCCUGCGUGCGUCAGUUGCUGAACCUAGGCAUUACGCCGUUCCCGUACAAGGUGGCCAAAGCACUCGAUCGUAACAUCUACCGGAACGUGGAGUUUGACGUGUGGCACGAGAUCCGGGCGGAGAAAUGGAAAGCACAUCUUUUGCAGAUAACACACAGAGCACAUAACGAGAACCAAAUCGAUCAAACGAGACAAUCGUACGAAGAUAGAUAUAUGCAUGAAGGCAAUCGUCGUGGCAAGCGUAUAGAAUUCGUUAAAAAUCCGUUUAUAGAGCCGUCCGAGAUAAAUGAAGUGAUCGAUGCCAUAGCGGAAGACGAGCCCCCUGCACAGCAAUUGAACUCAAACGAAGUAGCCGAUCCUCAUCUGGCACUUGUGCCCUAUCCGGUAGAGCAGUGCGGGUAUCUUUCGCCGCCAGUUCAGUUCGGCGACACAAACGCGGUUGGUGUGGUUGCCUCCGAUCAAAACCAAUUUCCAUUUGGUGACAAGAACGGGCAGUGUUCUGCAGGAGGGGUAGGAUGCUGUACAAUUCUCCCGUUCUACCCUGUUGCUCCAAUGACAUUUCGUGCAUUACCUGGACUGAAUCAAAUACAGCAGCAGCUGCCCGCCAUUAUGCCAAAUAACAAUCAACAGCUUGUUUCUGAACAGCAGCAACAGCAACUGGCAUUUGUGCCGAACUCCUCCACGGUGAUUAAAACUUCCAACGAAUGUUCAAUGCUGUACCAUAUGCAACAAACUCAGAUAACUCAGCAGGUGUUGCAGCAUCAAAUACAACAGCAGCAGCUUCAGCAACAGCAGCAGCUCCAGCAACAGCAGCAGCUCCAGCAACAGCAGCAGCUCCAGCAACAGCAGCAGCUCCAGCAACAGCAGCAGCUCCAGCAACAGCAGCAGCUCCAGCAACAGCAGCAGCUCCAGCAACAGCACCAACAGCUGCAGCACCAAGAACAGCAGGAACACCAACAGCAGCAGCAACACCAACAGCAGCAGCAGCAACCGCAGAUCAUUUGCCCAUACGUUCCGAUUGCUGGACAUGCACCGUACAUACAUGGGUGCAUUUAUAACUGUGUGCCAAACGUAGGGGAAGCAAGCAAUCAUGGUACAAUAGCGUUGGCGUACGAUAUAAAUCCGUUGAAUUCGCCGCCGCCUUUCAAUUGUGCUCAAUUUUGGCCCAACAAUUAAGCUGAAUGUUUGCUUUUGAUGCUAAUGUAAUGGUUAA